Messenger RNA from Myxocyprinus asiaticus (Chinese sucker), 3106 nucleotides. Its product is annotated as ER degradation-enhancing alpha-mannosidase-like protein 1. Gene Ontology annotation, cellular component: membrane; endoplasmic reticulum. The record is from RefSeq and is a predicted model, not a curated record. NCBI's taxonomy places the organism in Eukaryota, Metazoa, Chordata, Actinopteri, Cypriniformes, Catostomidae. The transcript is spliced from 12 exons. Bases 133 to 2022 code for a protein of 629 amino acids. Gene Ontology annotation, biological process: endoplasmic reticulum mannose trimming; mannose trimming involved in glycoprotein ERAD pathway; carbohydrate metabolic process. Gene Ontology annotation, molecular function: calcium ion binding; mannosyl-oligosaccharide 1,2-alpha-mannosidase activity.
GAGCAGGGAGGGGCUGGUUUGUUGACAGGAAGUGUGUGUAAGAACUGAAACAGGAGGAAAACGGUGGACUUUUGCGCUUAAAUGAGUCAAAACGUCGAAGUGAAUUAUGACUUUUAAGGUCGACAGCAGGCAAUGAUGCAAUGGAGGUCAGUAGUCGUGGGUCUUCUCGUUCUGAGAGUGGUUCUGAAUUGCGCCGUGUGGCUAGUGUUUGGACUGGGACCGAGCUGGGGCUUUGACUUCCCCAUCAAAUUUACUUUCAACUUGCAUAAAAUCGAACUUCUCAAGGAUGGCGACAGAGCCACUGUCAAACCCAACGCCUGGUCACAGCACAUGCACGACAACAGAAACCCUCAGACAAAGACCUGCUCCAAGAUCACUGGGAAUUCACCAAAAAUGUCCUACCUCAGAUUCUUUCAGGAGGGCAGAGAUGAUUACGCUCGAAAGUACAGCUCAUUUCCAGACGCGCUGAAAGUGAAGAUGAGGGGGAUGGCGAGAGACAUGUUUUAUUUCGGAUAUGAUAACUACAUGAAGUUUGCCUUUCCAGAGGAUGAACUGAACCCUAUAGCUUGUGAAGGUCGAGGGCCUGACGUGCUCAACCCGUCAAAUAUCAACAUUAAUGAUGUCCUUGGAAACUACUCUCUAACCCUCAUCGAUACUCUUGAUACACUGUUGGUGCUUGGAAAUGUGACAGAGUUCCAUCGAGCUGUCCAGCUGGUUAUUGAUACAGUCUCUUUUGACAAGGACUCCACUGUUCAAGUCUUUGAGGCUAACAUUAGAAUCCUUGGCAGUUUGAUCUCGGCCCAUAUUUUGCUGACUGACCCACGGCACCCGUUUGGCGACGUUGGACUGAAGGACUAUGACAAUGAGCUGCUACACCUGGCACACGACCUGGCUGUGCGACUGCUGCCUGCCUUUGAAAACACUAGCACGGGUAUUCCCUACCCCAGGGUGAAUUUAAAGACUGGCGUCCCUCCUGACAGCAUUAACGAGACCUGUACGGCAGGGGCGGGCUCACUGCUUGUUGAGUUUGGCAUUUUGAGCCGUCUGAUUGGUGACUCAACAUUUGAGUGGGUCGCCCGGCGGGCUGUUAAAGCACUAUGGAACUUGAGAAGUAAUGAAACAGGGCUGCUGGGGAAUGUGGUGAACAUUCAGACUGGUCAGUGGGUUGGAAAGCAGAGUGGACUUGGUGCUGGCAUGGACUCGUUCUAUGAGUACCUGCUCAAGUCAUACAUCUUGUUUGGAGAGAAAGAAGACUACAGGAUGUUCUCUGCAGCUUACGAGAGCAUUCAGAGUCACCUGAGAAAGGGAAGAGAGGCAUGCAAUGAAGGAGAGGGAGACCCACCUCUCUAUGUGAAUGUGAACAUGUUAAAUGGACAGAUCAUGAAUACUUGGAUUGACUCUCUGCAGGCAUUCUUCCCGGGCCUACAGGUUUUGAAUGGAGAUGUUGAAAAUGCCAUUUGCCUUCAUGCCUUCUACUAUGCAAUCUGGAAGCGCUUUGGGGCUCUUCCUGAGAGAUACAACUGGCAGCUUCAGGCCCCAGAUGUGCUCUUCUACCCUUUAAGACCUGAACUAGUGGAAUCCACAUACUUGCUCUAUCAGGCAACCAAGAAUCCUUUUUAUCUUCAUGUUGGGAUGGACAUUCUUGAAAGCCUUGAAAAGAAUACCAAAGUCAGGUGUGGUUAUGCCACUCUCCAUCACGUGGUGGACAAGUCCAAAGAGGAUCGAAUGGAGAGUUUCUUCCUCAGCGAAACCUGCAAAUACCUUUACCUGCUCUUUGAUGAAGACAACCCUCUGCACAAGUCUGAGAAUAAGUACAUCUUCACUACAGAAGGCCAUGUAGUGCCAAUAGACCAGCACUUCAGGAAAAAGAGUUGGGAAGAACAGUACCCCUGUGAAGAGUCUAGCAAAAAGCCCCCAGCCAACAUAAGCAACUGUGAAAGGAUUCCUGAAGAGCGACGUUAUGGUCUUCCGCUAAAGAGCAUGUACAUGAGGCAGAUUGAUCACAUGGUUGGGCUGUCCUGACAUCAAUACUGCCACCUGGAGCCCUGGAGGCAUCAACAUUUAUAAAAACCCUGGAGGGGUUCCGGAACAUACCUCUUCAAAACAGAGAAAAUUUCAGUCUCGUUUGCACAGCGAGUGACAAAGUAUUUGUUCAGCAGAUUAUGUGAACACCAGUACAAGUUGUUCUUGUUUUGUGGACAUGACAGUGUCAUACUUGUGUCGGACCAAAUGUUUGGAUUUGGUUCCACAUUCGAAUCCAUCCAGUGACGGUCUUUGGCAUCAGAGAAUAAAACAUUCAGGGCAGUUUGGCUCUUCAGAAUAUCAAAAAAAUUCUAAACUGUUUUUUGAUUCUUGGGGCUGAUUAUUUUUAUAUUGUGCAAUCUUGUGUGUUUACACAUGAAAUGUUUUCCUACACGUAUUCUUCAGUGCCAUGUUUAAUGAAAUCUUGAUCAAGUAUUAUAAAGGGCUCUACUGGGUUGUGAGAUGGUGGACAUGUUUCAAAUUUCUUCUCAAGGAACAAACUCAAAUAAGCUUUACACUUGAAAAGCAGUUUUUAUGUCGACUAUGUGCCUUUCCGGAACACAUACAAUGCGGACUUUAAUACAAAUCGAACUGCUUUCUGAAAAUACUUUCACUUUGCAAUUUGACUCGAUUUUUCUCAGAUCUUGUGAACACUGUGGCCUGUUCCACUUUUUCAGUUGUAGCUUUUUUUUUAUUGUCAGUGCAUUGUGAUAAAAUUGCAAAAGUUUUAUUAUGUAGCCUUGAUGUUUGCUGAGUUUUGAAAUCCACACUUAUUCAAGCUCAAGCUCAGCUUAUUCAAGUCUUUUGACAAUGAUAACCUCUUGUAAUUUUGUUCAUUUUCACUUUUGGAAAUGCUGUGGAUUGACUCUGAAUUAGGUUUGAAAUUCCAAUUACAAACUUGUGAGGAAACAUGCAUAUUAAAAUGUCAGUUGCAACAAAAGUGUGGAAAAGGAUUAUGUUCAUGGACCAAAUAUUACAACAUGUAACAACAACAUGUGCCUUUUUGCAUAUUGUGAAUUUUUGAUCUGUCCUCAGGAUUAUUAGUAUGUGAUUUGCUUUGCUAGCUUUUUUUUUUUUUUUUUUU